Frieseomelitta varia is the source of this 681-nucleotide messenger RNA. RefSeq names its product probable 28S ribosomal protein S6, mitochondrial (gene mRpS6). Bases 132 to 584 code for a protein of 150 amino acids. The record is from RefSeq and is a predicted model, not a curated record. Lineage: Eukaryota; Metazoa; Arthropoda; Insecta; Hymenoptera; Apidae. The transcript has 4 exons. Gene Ontology annotation, cellular component: mitochondrial small ribosomal subunit; ribosome. Gene Ontology annotation, molecular function: small ribosomal subunit rRNA binding; structural constituent of ribosome. Gene Ontology annotation, biological process: translation.
ACGUGUCAAGUUAUUACAUAUAGUUCAUAGGUUCUAGUUAAUGUCUAGUUGAGAGGAAAAUAGUGUUUCAUUUCAAGUAAAAUUUCAUUCAUACAUUAAAAGUAAACGUAUUAUAGAAAUAUUAUAGAAAUAUGCCGACUUAUGAAAUGCCGUUAUUAUUACGACUGGCAAGCAAGGCAGAAUAUGCAACUACCUUAAAGAAUGUAGCAAAUUCAAUAUUUGAAACAGGUGGAUUUAUUAGGAAGAUUGAAAACUGGGGAAAUAAAGAACUUCCAUGUAAGGCAAUUGCCCAUGGUAAAACUAAUACACAUGCUGGUCAUUUUAUGUUUUGUUUUGAUAUGCCACCAUCUAAGCUUCUUAGACUUGAAGAUGAUUGUAAAAGAAAUAUAGGUAUUAUUAGAGUAAAAAUAUACAAACAAAAUGAGCCAUGUUCAAAUAUACAAUGUACAUUGCAUGAAGAAUUAUUACCACCGCCUUAUAGACCUGGUGUGAUAAAGAUGAUGGAAGAAGCCAAAAAGAACAAACGUUCCAAAUCUAAAUUCGAGUAUGGUAAUGACCUUAAUUAUCAUCCUUUCGUUAAAUGAUUUAUUCAUGACAUAAUAUAUAGUGUAAGAAUAAAAUAUAUGUUUGUUUAGAUUUGUUUAGAUAUUUAAAUAAAAAUAUUGAAUGAAUGAACAAAUC